CAACCUCAUCUCUCGCCCUCCUCCCCAGACUCCGCAUUUGCAGCCACUCGUUUUCCCCCACCUUCGUUUUCUACGCUACUUUGGUACUUCUGAAUAUCAUCGUCUACCUGAAUUUCUUUCCUUCUCUUCUUUCCUUCUUGCCUGUCUGCGAAUCACGAGGUUCCUCUCCGGAGAUAAAGAUCCGACCGAGCGACGACAUCAGCCCCAAGUGAAACCGAAACAGUUGUCGUCGCGCCACACGUACGUUGCAAACUUGCAACACGUAGCGCCAGAAAAGGGUGCGGCGACGCGCAAACGCUGAGGAACGAACAAACAAGCGACGGAGAGAGAGAGGAGGAGAGGGCUUCCUAUUAUCGUGAUUCCACUAAGCGGCAGAGUCCAUCACCACCUCGUGAAUACAUCUGGAAACGUCAGUCUCCCUCUGCCUCUCACACCAUGAUUUCCAAACGCGACAACGGCCGCGAGUACUGCUACGUCAAUGCCGAUGGGAGCCUCGACUGCUACAACUACGGCUUCUGGUACUCUGAUACGGGCACGAUUGUCAAGUACUCGAUCCUCGGCGCCAUCUUCGUCUUCUUCCUGGCCUGGUUCGUCGGCGGCUACCUGCAUGCGAGGAGCCGGAUGAGGAAGGGGAAGAAGUUGUUGCUGUAUCAUCGGUGGCUCGUCUCCUACGCGGACAAACGCAGAUACGGCCAACUGCCCCAUCAGCAACAGCAGCACCACCAGAACCACUUCACCUUCUACUCCGCCGCCGGCCAACAACCCUCGCAACCGUAUACCCAGCGCAACGACUCGGCCUGGCCCGAUGCUCCGCCCGUAUAUGCCGGCAACGACGCCCCGCCGAGCUACUACGCUCCGGCCAGUCCCAAGCCGCCGUUUUAUCCGAUGCAGAAUGUGGCGCCGCUGGGGAAUGCGGGUGUGGGAGGGCAGCAGCAGCAGCAGCAGCAGCAGCAGGAAUCUGGUGUUGUUGGUGCGGGAGCGUCGCUGGGUCAGAGUCAGCAGCAGCAGCAGCAGGGAGUUCAGGGGCAAGGGCAAGGGCAGAAUGGGACGACGUUGCCGACCAGGCCGGAGCAGGCGAAGGUGGUGAUUUCGAAGCUGGUUUCGCGGUUGAGGAGAUGAGAUGAGAGGAGCGUCACUACGGAUGAAGUGAAUUGGUUGAUUGAUGGUUGGGUGGAUCAGUUGGGUUUUUUUUGCAUGGCCUGGGGCGUUGGAGGAGUGUGGGAUAUCACUUGACCACUUUCAUUCCCUUUUUUUUAUUUCUUAGUUUUCCACAGUCACAAGAAGGGCGUUGGAUUGGUUGUUUGCACCUGUUGCAUUAUUGGACUUUCCAUUGGCAUGACUGGAUUCAUGCGGAUAGGUUAAUAUACCAGUUAUUCAUAUCGUGAU
Westerdykella ornata is the source of this 1386-nucleotide messenger RNA. RefSeq lists its product as uncharacterized. Bases 436 to 1119 code for a protein of 227 amino acids. The record is from RefSeq and is a predicted model, not a curated record. NCBI's taxonomy places the organism in Eukaryota, Fungi, Ascomycota, Dothideomycetes, Pleosporales, Sporormiaceae. The transcript has 3 exons.